AUGGGGAUGCGUGAAGGGGAAGAAGAAGAAAGAGGGAAGAAGGAAGAGACAGAGAGGAUGGGUUCAAAUAGUGCUGUGAACGAUGCGCGCGAGAUGAACUGGGCAGGCGCGCAGUCAGUAUCGGUAAGACCAGAACAAUCCGUUGCUGCGGACGAUAAGUACUGGCAGAAUUCCCAGAGCUGGCGAGAUAGAACGAUGCGGAACACUGAGGCGAUGACCUCGGCGUGUUGCGAUGAGCUCAGCGACGGAAAAUCACAUGAUCCGAGCCACCCCGGGCCCAGAAACGCCAUUAGAACCACCUGUUCUCAUUGA
Penicillium brevicompactum is the source of this 312-nucleotide messenger RNA. RefSeq lists its product as uncharacterized. Lineage: Eukaryota; Fungi; Ascomycota; Eurotiomycetes; Eurotiales; Aspergillaceae. The transcript has a single exon. The record is from RefSeq and is a predicted model, not a curated record. Bases 1 to 312 code for a protein of 103 amino acids.